CGUCGUCCUCUAACUCUAACCUCGGCUCACCGCAGGGUUUAACGAAUCAGAUCUCUUCGUCGUUUUGUUCUUGUUCUUCUUCUUCUUCUUCCUCUUUCUCCUCUCUGUGUUGCGUUCUCUCCUUCUCUUCUCACAUUCACUGGUACGCCAUUUCCUUCUUACCUCAAAUCCUGAUUUCUCAUUUCUCAGCUUAAUUUUGAUUUAAUCUUAAUUGGUCUGAAUUCAAAAUUGUUCCAUCGCCGUAACGUAUAAACCCUAAUCUCAAAGGAUCAUUGCAAUUCGCAGAUGAACUCACUCGCCAUCAGAGCCUCGAAGGUUCUGAGAUCCUCUUCAAUAUCUCCACUAGCAAUGAGUAGUAUUGAGAGAGGCUCGAGGGUUUGGUUCUCGACUGGUCCGAUUGAUGAAGGUGUGGAAGAAGAUUUUCAAGAAACCAUCUCAGAAAGACCUGAGCUUCAACCUCAAGGAGUUGAUCCCCGUAAAGGUUGGGGAUUUCGCGGUGUCCAUAGGGCGAUCAUUUGUGGGAAGGUAGGGCAAUCGCCGUUACAGAAGAUCUUAAGGAACGGGCGGACAGUAACGAUCUUCACAGUAGGAACAGGUGGCAUGUUUGAUCAGAGGCUUGUUGGAGCCACUAAUCAGCCGAAACCAGCUCAGUGGCAUAGAAUCGCAGUGCACAACGAAGUGCUUGGUUCUUACGCUGUCCAAAAAAUCGCUAAAAACUCAUCGGUUUAUGUGGAAGGUGAUAUUGAGACUAGAGUGUAUAAUGAUAGCAUCAGCGGUGAAGUGAAGAGUAUCCCUGAGAUAUGCGUUCGUCAUGAUGGGAAGAUCCGGCUGAUCAAAUAUGGUGAAAGCAUUAGCAAAAUCUCUUUCGAUGAGCUAAAAGAAGGAUUGAUUUAGAGUCGGAGCAAGAAUAUUCCGGUGGCCAGAGGAGAGCAAACUGAAUCAAAGUUUUACUGAGUAAAAUCAACAAAACAGUUUGGUUUUGUUUGUUCUGUGACUUUGUGAGGAGGACUGAGUUCCUUUUUAUGGAUGUCUGGGGGGUGUUUAUGUAAUUUCUGGUCAAAAUGAAGUAAGCCAUGCCAUGCAUUAGUUUAGUUUUACUGAA
This is a messenger RNA of Capsella rubella, 1102 nucleotides long. Its product is annotated as single-stranded DNA-binding protein, mitochondrial. Bases 286 to 894 code for a protein of 202 amino acids. Gene Ontology annotation, molecular function: single-stranded DNA binding. Gene Ontology annotation, cellular component: mitochondrial nucleoid. The transcript is spliced from 6 exons. Gene Ontology annotation, biological process: positive regulation of helicase activity; mitochondrial DNA replication. The record is from RefSeq and is a predicted model, not a curated record. NCBI's taxonomy places the organism in Eukaryota, Viridiplantae, Streptophyta, Magnoliopsida, Brassicales, Brassicaceae.